UUUUUUUUUGAAGAAAAAAGUUUUCUUUCUUCCAAGCCAACAAUGGCUCUCUACGCCUCAGUCUCUGCAUCUCCACUCUUCUCGACACCAAUACGCCACCGUUCAACGGGUUUCAGGAAAUUUCCAUAUACCUCUGCUUCAAUUAGCUCGCCAGCGCCGGAGUCAGCUUCACCGUCGUCGACUCCAAGUGAGAGUAAGGUUUCCCAUAAGAACCCAUCAAAGCCCUUCGUUGAGUCAUCCAGGCCGCCAGACUCAAACUUUCACUACGCGCUUGCAAACCCCAGUGGAAACCCAGUUGUCCGGAUUAUUCGUUCGGCUGAGUCAAACAUUGAGAAGAUAAUCUUUGACUUCCGCUUCUUGGCACUUCUGGCUGUUGGAGGUUCCCUUGCUGGUUCCUUAUUGUGCUUCCUGAAUGGUUGUGUCUACAUUAUUGAUGCAUAUAAAGUUUACUGGUCAAGCUGUGUCAAAGGAAUUCACACGGGACAGAUGGUUCUGCGGCUAGUUGAAGCAAUUGAUGUUUAUCUUGCUGGCACUGUCAUGUUAAUAUUUGGCAUGGGCCUUUACGGAUUGUUUAUCAGCAAUGUGCCACCUGAUGCACCUCCCGCUGCUGAUCGUGCCCUCAAAGGCUCUUCCUUGUUUGGAAUGUUUGCUUUGAAGGAGAGGCCAAAGUGGAUGAAAAUCAGCUCACUUGAUGAGCUGAAGACAAAAGUGGGACAUGUUAUUGUCAUGAUUCUUUUAGUAAAGAUGUUUGAAAGGAGCAAGAUGGUGACAAUAGCCACUGGAACAGAUCUAUUGAGUUAUUCUGUAUGCAUUUUUUUGUCAUCCGCAUCACUCUACAUUCUCCACAAUUUGCGCAAGUCUGAAUAGGAAGGUGAGAUCUGAUUAGAUGUAUAUGGUACUUGUAUGUAAUGUAACAUUGUUUACACCUGAUCGAAAAUAUUCGAGUUGAUUUGUAACGUGCAUAUAUCUAAGAUAUUCUCUAUGGAUUUUUAUAUAUCUAGAUGGAUUGAACAGCAUUGUGAAAUCAAAUGAUAUUGAAAAUCA
This is a messenger RNA of Tripterygium wilfordii, 1044 nucleotides long. RefSeq lists its product as uncharacterized. Bases 43 to 867 code for a protein of 274 amino acids. The transcript has 5 exons. The record is from RefSeq and is a predicted model, not a curated record. NCBI's taxonomy places the organism in Eukaryota, Viridiplantae, Streptophyta, Magnoliopsida, Celastrales, Celastraceae.